AUGAAUCUAUUUGGGCAAGAAUCGACAUACUUGUAUGGAAGAAUAUUGAACAAUAAGUUUAUUGCGCCUUCUGGAUCUUAUGAGAUUGAGCCAUUGGGCAUAGCUAGUGGGAUGCACCCUGUUAGAUAUAAUGGGAAGAUAGAGGUGUUUUAUAUAUCCUCGAUAUUCAACAGUUAUCUUGUUUCCAGAGAGGAAAAUGUUAAUGUACUGUUUUCUGUGGAUGGGAAGGUGACAAUCACCAGCGAUGAAGUUGACAAGGAUGUGCUGUACACUUUCCGGAUUGUUAAGGAGACCAACGACCUUAGAGUGGCCGAGAUUUACAAGUUUGAUACAUUUUAUCCUGGGUUCAAGACAACUGGGAAGGUUAAAUGGAAGAAAGAUAAGGAUGGGCGUAAGAUCUAUAGUGUGGAGACUCGGUACGGAUCUGGAUCCUUGUUAUUACAAAACAACGAUGCGAGGGAUGUUGUGAGCGUUCUUCUGUACAAAAAGGAUAACCAGCUUCACUUUGUGCAGGUCGACGAUCCCGUGAGUGGUGUUCUAAAAAUGACUGUGGUGUCUGUGAUGUCUAGAAACAACUAUGGGGUCAAGGAUCGAAACGUCAGAGGGUUUCUUAUCACAAGUAAUAGAUACAAGGUUGGAGAUACUGUGGAAUGUGCGGUCAGGGAGGUUUGUUUAGGAAACUAUUUGUUUACAGAGUUUUUUAAACUAAAGAUAGGAUCUAUUGUUGAAGCUAGAAUCAAGGACUAUGGAAGAGACAGGAUAUAUCUUGAGCAUGGAGGCUAUGAGGGAUAUAUGUUAAUGUCAGAGUCUGCGAAAAAAAGGUAUGGUGGGUAUGUGAGAGGUGUUUUAUACGACAUCAAGGAUAAUGUAUUCUUGGUGAGUACCAAAAGAAUGUCGAAGUUGGAAGAGCCUGAGGAAGAGGUUGGCUUAUCUGUCCCAUUUGACAUUUCCGAUAAAGAGGAUGAAUCCAAUAGCUCUGUACAAGAAGAUGUGGGUAGUGGAAGUAAAUCCUUGAGUGCGGAGAGAAAGAGAAGCAAAGCUAUAACGGAAGAGGACAUCUUAAUGGAUAUCAGGGCACAUCCGGGAGAGGCAAUGCCUGUGAUAAAGUAUAUACAGUAUAAGAUAGAGAUUGGAGAAGAGGGUGGACCGGAGAAAGUGUUCCAUGAGUUUCUUCCUGUGAUUGAGGGAGAAGAAAAAGACAAACUUUGCAUCUCAUUUGUAAACUACCUCAUGUUUGCCAAGGAUAUGGAAUGCCUGAAAACAAUAAGAAGGCUGGAAAAGAUAUGCUCACAAAGAUUCCUGGAUGUUGUUGCAUCGAACACUAAUGAUGUUCAAAUCCUUAAGUUCUACUUUGAAAAGACAGAGACAAAGAAGUCGUUCAGAAUGUAUUUAGAUGCGCUGUUCAAGACAGACAAAGAAGAGGCAAUGCGCCUUGUUGAGAGGCGCAAAGAGUUUCUUUCUGUAUCGAUCGGCAUGAUAUACAAGUACUGUGAUAAUCCAAGGAUGUGGGUAGAAAAGCUGUUGGUUGACAAGAAGGAUGUAUGGGUUUCAUACAUCAGAAAUGAGAAGGGGAUAUAUCUAAGGAGUCUUUUUAGAAGAGUUGUCGAUAAGAAGUGGAAGGUAAGUGACAUGAAAGAGUUUUACAAGAUGUGGCUAGAGUAUGAGAAGGAAAACAAUGGAAAUGUUGAAGAAGUGAAGUUAAGAGCCAAAGAGUAUGUUGAAAGUAUCAAGAACAAGUCCCAUCCAUAG
This is a messenger RNA of Encephalitozoon romaleae SJ-2008, 1749 nucleotides long. RefSeq lists its product as hypothetical. The coding region runs from base 1 to 1749 and encodes 582 amino acids. Gene Ontology annotation, molecular function: protein binding. The record is from RefSeq and is a predicted model, not a curated record. The transcript has a single exon. Lineage: Eukaryota; Fungi; Microsporidia; Unikaryonidae.